This is a messenger RNA of Vicia villosa (hairy vetch), 1903 nucleotides long. Its product is annotated as polyamine oxidase 1. Bases 83 to 1561 code for a protein of 492 amino acids. The transcript has 10 exons. Gene Ontology annotation, molecular function: polyamine oxidase activity. The record is from RefSeq and is a predicted model, not a curated record. NCBI's taxonomy places the organism in Eukaryota, Viridiplantae, Streptophyta, Magnoliopsida, Fabales, Fabaceae. Gene Ontology annotation, biological process: polyamine catabolic process.
UAUAAACCGACUCCCGCUAUAAUAUAGCUAGUGUCAAACAAAUCAUAAACGCAACGCAAACAAUACAGUGUACUUCACAUUCAUGGAUUCCUCCAUUCGCUCCUCCGUCAUAAUCAUCGGCGCCGGAAUUUCCGGUAUUUCCGCAGCGAAAGUGUUGGCCGAGCACGGCGUAGAGGAUAUACUAAUCCUGGAAGCUUCAGACCGAAUCGGUGGCAGGAUCCGUAAGGAAUGCUUCGGUGGUGUGUCGGUGGAACUCGGUGCGGGAUGGAUCGCCGGCGUCGGAGGCCGAGAAUCCAAUCCUGUAUGGGAACUCGCCGUUCAACAUAAUCUCCGAACAUGCUUCUCCGAUUAUAGCAAUGCUCGCUAUAACAUCUACGAUCAAAGUGGAAAGUUGAUUCCGAGUGGAAUCGCUGCUGACUCAUACAAAAAAGCGGUUGACUCAGCGAUCCAGAAAUUGAGGAAUGAAGAAGAUGAAUCCAUCGAUGAUGCGAUUCCGCCUUCGAAGCCCAAAACGCCAGUGGAACUCGCCAUUGAUUUCAUUCUGCAUGAUUUUGAAAUGGCAGAAGUGGAACCAAUAUCUACAUACGUAGAUUUUGGGGAUAGAGAGUUUUUGGUAGCGGACGAAAGAGGGUACGAUUUCUUACUAUACAAAAUGGCUGAAGAUUUUCUCUUCACAUCAGAGGGUAAAAUCUUGGAUGAUCGUCUCAAACUCAACAAGGUCGUCCGGGAAUUGCAACAUUCAAGAAGUGGUGUUACAGUGAUCACGGAGGAUGGUUGUGUUUACGAAGCCAAUUAUGUGAUUCUGUCUGUUAGCAUUGGUGUUCUCCAAAGCGACCUACUUGCCUUCACUCCACCCUUACCCAGGUGGAAAUUGGAUGCCAUCGAGAAAUGUGAUGUAAUGGUGUACACCAAAAUCUUCCUGAAGUUUCCCUAUAAGUUUUGGCCAAGUGGACCCGAAAAGGAAUUCUUCAUCUAUGCUCACGAGCGGAGAGGCUAUUACACAUUUUGGCAGCACAUGGAUAACGCAUAUCCUGGCUCCAAUAUCUUAGUUGUGACUUUGACAAAUGGAGAAUCAAAACGCGUGGAAGCUCAAUCUAACGAUGACACCUUGCGAGAAGCUAUGGCGGUGCUCAGAGAUAUGUUCGGACCCGACAUCCCGGACGCCAUUGAUAUACUCGUUCCCCGCUGGUAUAAUAACAGGUUUCAGCGUGGCAGCUACAGCAACUAUCCUAUUAUCGCCAAUCGUAAAGUUUUUCAUAAUAUUAAGGCUCCUGUCGGUCACAUAUUUUUCACCGGAGAACACACCAGUGAAAGAUUUAAUGGCUAUGUUCAUGGCGGAUAUCUCGCAGGUAUUGACACUGGCAAGGCCUUAGUAGAAGAAAUAAGAAAGAAGAACGAAAGAGAAAGUGAGAACCAAACUCUAUUGUUGGAGCCUUUGCUGGCAUUGACAGGAUCAUUAACAAUGUCAAAACCAGAAACAGUCUCGAAUAUCCACAAAUGCGACAUUCCUACACAAUUAUAUCUCAGUGGCAAGCUUGGGAUCCCAGAGGCCAUAUUAUAAGAACAUAGUUGAUGAAAAGUCACGGUCCGUCCCUAGUCUGGUUCAAGGCCUUAAUACAAUUGGUAUUGUAGAUUGAUUGACAAAAUAGUGGAAGUAUAUGUUGGUGAGUUGAAGAGGUUUUGGGAACACUGCACAGAUGUCUCCUCACUUUAGUUUCAUUAUUCCUCCUAUUGGAGCCAACUAGAUUAUGAUUCUUUUUAAGGGAAUUAAUUGGUAUAGUUUUACAAUUACUUUGUUCUUUAUAGCCAGAAGGAGUAAGGUUACAUUGUAAGGAUGCUUGCUAGCUUGUAUUAUUUUGAUCCUAAUUUGCAAUACAAAGUUCAUGAUUUUUUCAGGUUAAAA